AUGGUGAGAGCAGAACGAAAAUAUGUCGACCUCAUCCGGCAGAGUACCUUAGGCCUCUUCGCUAACUGGGAUCCAGAGAACCCAAUCAAGGUCGGAUCGUACGGCCGUUUCGACCUUGAUACAUCACGAUUCACUGUCCUCGGCAACAUCUAUGAUCCAGAAUUCCAAGUCCUACUCGAUGCUGUCCAUGGAAAUUUCAAGAUGUCAGACUAUCCGCCAGAGUUGGAUCCAGUAGAGCAGGAUAUGAUUGUCACCUCCACGGGUGCUAGGAAGCAUCUCUUUGAUCCAGGGCCAAAUGCCAAGAAAGAGAACUUUAAAAGAGCUUCAUUCAAGAUGAAUUUCAAGUUUCUCUCAGGCAAGCGAAGUGCUGUUCUCAUCAUGCACAAGCCCCGUCUGCAACAUAUUCCACGUAAUAAAGUCCUCGACGUGCUAUACAGAAUACCAGAAUUCAAUGGUCUGUUCAUCGUUCCAUCAGUCUACAAGUGCCGCGCAUGGUCCAUCUAUCUGUCAAGUAAACUCGAAGAGAUUGUUUCUAUAGCACUUCUUCCGUCGAAGGUUGGCUUCGACCUUGAGUGGUGGUGCAGCUCGGAUUCGGACUUCCUGCGCCAGGGCACCGACAAGGAUAGCUUCGCUUCACCACUCUUCUCAGGAAAACAAAAACUACCGUUGAUCCGACGUUAUAUGCGUGGUAUGCCUGUACCAGACCCUGAACCAGGCGAUAAAUUCUGGAUAGAUGGAUGUCCAGGUUGGGAGCCCGUUGAUGAGGAUGGUUAUGAUGAUCCUAUAUGGGAAGAGGUAAUUUUCGAUUUCUCCUUGGUUUCGGAAAUCCUCACUUGGUGUUAUUCCCGCAGGAUUAUGAGCCGAAUGUCGCGAGAGUGUGGCGACGCAUCAUGUGUAAAUCUUCCACGCAGUGGUGAAUAA
Molecule: messenger RNA, 921 nt
Organism: Suillus fuscotomentosus
Lineage: Eukaryota; Fungi; Basidiomycota; Agaricomycetes; Boletales; Suillaceae
Exons: 5
Coding region: 1-921 (306 amino acids)
Source: RefSeq, a predicted model, not a curated record